CGUGACUAGCCCAGGUCGUUAGGCUGGCCCCAGGGCCAGCUUCCUGAGCUCCGGGCCAGUCUUCGGCACCGACCCCAUGGCAGACUGCUUCACAAACACAUGCCUUUUCCUCUACGGGAGCCUGGGGCUGGAGGGCUUCCUGCUUGUGGUCACGGCGGUUCUGUCCACCUGCCUGUGUCGGCUCCAUCGGAGAGUGAGGAAGCUGGAGAGGAGUUGGGCCCAUCUGCCGGAGCAGGAGCUCCACUAUGCAUCCCUGCAGAGGCUGCCCUGCAGUGGCCACCGAGAAAGGGAAGGCUCCAAGGAGGACCCCAGUGCCGACUACACCUGCAUUGCUAAAAACAAACCCACCUGAACACGGCUGCAGGUGUCCUGUGGUUCAUCCAGUGAAGACCAUGGUCUCAAAUUUCCUGGGUCACAGGCUUCUCAGUCCAGUUCAAACCCCUAUUCAACCUGGCCACCAUCAAAACUUAUUGCCCUGGCCGGUUUGGCUCAGCAGUUAGAGCAUCGGCCCACGGACUGGAGAGUCCUGGGUUCGGUUCCCGCUAAAGGCACAUACC
Molossus molossus (Pallas's mastiff bat) is the source of this 557-nucleotide messenger RNA. RefSeq names its product leukocyte specific transcript 1 (gene LST1). The transcript is spliced from 4 exons. Gene Ontology annotation, cellular component: membrane. The record is from RefSeq and is a predicted model, not a curated record. Bases 77 to 352 code for a protein of 91 amino acids. Gene Ontology annotation, biological process: dendrite development; immune response; cell morphogenesis. NCBI's taxonomy places the organism in Eukaryota, Metazoa, Chordata, Mammalia, Chiroptera, Molossidae.